GCGUUUCCAAACCCCGCUGUGUGGGGCCUGAGGCUGAAGGAGGUGGAGUCCAUGGUGGAUCAUCGACUCCAGCUGUAGGUCACAAGCUGCUGCAACCAGGAAAGAAGGACGUCCACACCGACCUGUGGAAGCACGAAGGAGAGUCAACAUGAGCAGGUGUCUGAUCAGCCAGUUGGAGGUGCAGGGCUUCAUUGAGAGAUGUAUGACGGCUGUUGGCACCAAGCCGCAUCAUGCCCGUAGCCUGGCUGAGGUGCUGGUGGAAGGAGACCACAGAGGCCACUAUAGCCAUGGGCUCAACAGGAUGGACAUGUAUGUGAAGGACAUCAAGACAGGGAUCUGUGCCAAGGACGGUGAGCCUGUGAUCGAGAAGGAAAGCGUGGCCACGGCACUGGUGGAUGGGAAGAAUCUCCUGGGUCCUGUGGUGGGAAACUUCUGUAUGAAUCUGGCCGUAAAGAAAGCCAAGGAAGUCGGCAUUGGCUGGGUGGUGGCACAUGGUUCCAAUCAUUAUGGUAUUGCUGGAUACUAUGCAAUGCAAGCUCUGAAGGAAAACAUGAUUGGCAUGUCCUUUACCAAUACAUCCCCACUGGUGGUUCCUUCACGCGCUAAAGAGUGCACUCUGGGCACCAACCCCAUCAGUGUGGCAGCUCCUUCCAAAGAUGGAGACAGCUUUGUUCUGGAUAUGGCCACAUCCGCCGUGGCACUCGGAAAGGUGGAGCUGCAUGAGCGUCGUGGAGACACCAUUCCCGAGGGCUGGGGCUGUGACGCUCAGGGAAAGCUGACAACAGAUCCCAAGAGAGUCCUCGAUGGAGGAGGACUGGUGCCCGUCGGCGGCAGUGAAGCCACAGGAGGAUAUAAAGGCUACGGCUUGGGAAUGAUGGUGGAGGUGUUCUGUGGUAUCUUGGCCGGUGCCAAGUACAGCAAACAUGUCCGCACUUGGAAAGUAACGGAUCGUGUUGCAGACCUGGGUCAGUGUUUUGUGGCGAUCAACCCGGAGAACUUUGCUGAUGGUUUUAACGACAGAAUGGCUGACCUGCUCUCCAUCCAGAGAGGCCUGGACCCCGCUGAGGCAGAGAGUCCUGUCCUGGCUGCUGGAGAUCCAGAGAGGAUGAAUAUGAAGAAGUGUGAAGAGAUGGGUGGGAUUCCUUACCACAUCAAUGUUGUCAACUACAUGAAUGAAUGUGCGCAGAAAAUCGGCGUCAGCCCGCUGCUGCCAUGUGACAAGCUCCUCCCCGAUCAAUAAUCAUGCCAGCUGAAAUUCUCAACAUGGAAGGAAUCUGGCUCUUUUGCUCCUCCGCAGUGCAACGUUGGAAUGUGGCUUCAUGUACUGCACGUUCACAGUCAUGGCUUAUGCAGAUUUUUCAAGGGUUAAUUUGGAAGAAAUAUACCAUGUAAAUGUUAAGUGGAAAGGAAAAGAUCAAAAGUUCAAGGAACAUUUUGAAAGCUUAUUUUAAAUAUUUUAGGAUGUCUGGAGAUUACUCAUCUGCAGAUGUCAAAACGUAAACAUGUCUUCAAGAUGUUGUUUCUCUGUGAGUGAAAUAUGCAGAUUUGUCUGAAGCUCUUGUAAACCACCAGAUGUAAUUGAUCUAAGAAAGACUGGGUGGUGAUGUUGAAGAUGAUUUGGUAUUAACAAGCCAGUUGGCUCAUUCCCUGUAUAAACCAUUUUUUCUAAAUAUACUUUAUAAAAGCAUUUUAAAUUGACUAUGGGACCAUGUUCAGGUUUUUCUUUUUACUCCAAGGUUAUUAUAAAGCAACAAUCAUUUGUGCCUUAUUAAAAAAUAUAAAAUUUG
Messenger RNA from Platichthys flesus (European flounder), 1787 nucleotides. RefSeq lists its product as uncharacterized. Lineage: Eukaryota; Metazoa; Chordata; Actinopteri; Pleuronectiformes; Pleuronectidae. The record is from RefSeq and is a predicted model, not a curated record. The coding region runs from base 149 to 1240 and encodes 363 amino acids. Gene Ontology annotation, molecular function: oxidoreductase activity. The transcript is spliced from 11 exons.